Aspergillus ibericus CBS 121593 is the source of this 1821-nucleotide messenger RNA. It is a transcript of the gene flbB, whose product is annotated as protein flbB. The transcript is spliced from 6 exons. Gene Ontology annotation, cellular component: RNA polymerase II transcription regulator complex. Gene Ontology annotation, molecular function: DNA-binding transcription activator activity, RNA polymerase II-specific; transcription cis-regulatory region binding. Bases 415 to 1680 code for a protein of 421 amino acids. Lineage: Eukaryota; Fungi; Ascomycota; Eurotiomycetes; Eurotiales; Aspergillaceae. The record is from RefSeq and is a predicted model, not a curated record.
CCCACCCACCCACCAACCAACCAAGUAACCAACUAAUCUAUCGUCCCUCUCUCUGUCUCUUUACCUAUCUAUCUAUCGGUCUUACCAACCUUGGGUCGUCAAUAUUGCCUGAUCGUUCCACCCCGCCGGCCUCCUGUCGAGAGCUCGUGUGGUGUCCCCAACUCUGGUCCCCAUCGGCCGCGCACAUCGGGGAAAACAUCCGACCUGCCGGGGCGUAUAUCGUACCUCAACGGAUAUUGAUGCCUCCCUCCUUCCUUUAUCCUCCAGUCUGUUCCACCGUCUAGUCCGUCCCUCGGCGCUCUUCCUCGUCUCCGCUUAUCCUCCGCUCCUGGCCCGUCUGCCGCCCUUCUACUACUGUCAACGCGCCGGUCGCAUUUCUUCCUAAUUCCCUCGUGCUUCAUCAACAAGCCCAUCAUGACUUCAAUGAACGGGGGGCCCAUGCCGUUGGACGUGAGUGCGGCCAAUCGACAGACAUUGCCACCAGAGGCUAUGCAAAGUCAAUCCGGUUCCAGACCUUCGACCCUGGGAGCCGACUUUUUCAAAUUCUUUAGUGGGACGCAGAAGAAGGUUACUCGAGAUGGCCAACCGGCCAAACGACGCGGCCCCAAACCAGAUAGCAAACCGGCCCUUACCAGACGGCAAGAAUUGAAUCGCCAGGCCCAGAGAACCCAUCGCGAGCGCAAGGAACAAUAUAUACGGGCGUUGGAAACGGAGGUGUCACGGUUACGGGAGGCAUACACUCAGGAAAUCUCGGCCGCCAACCUAACCGUUGUUCAACACCGGGAUAUGGUGCAAUCACUGUCGGACGAGAACAGCAUACUGAAAGAGAUCCUUACGGCUCAUGGCAUUAACUUUGAGGCCGAUCUCGAACGCCGCAAAGCUGAGCGACCGAAUCUGGGAUAUCAGUCAAGCCCGUUUGCAAGCAGUAGUGUCGGAUCACAACCUACAGGUGUUGCUCCCUCCAAUCCCUCGAAUAGCAACAUGUACACGACGCCACCUACGACAGUCUCCGCGAGUUUGAGUCCUAUCACCAAUGGCAUCGAGAAUAUCGAUGUUUCACCGAUGCAGGAGUUGACACCACUGCAAGGGCCGUACCAGGCCGCUCCGUGCGACGCGUUGGCCACGCUAGACCAGAUAGCUCCGGCAAGCCGGGCGCCGGUCCAACCUCCUGGUAUCUUUGAGGAGCAGCCCCAGCUGCAGAUUGACUUUAUCUUAACAUUGGAAUCGCCAUGUCGCGAGCACACGGACUAUCUCUGUCGCCGGUCGAUCACCGAAGCUGACGACGAGGAUAUGCCUUUCUCAGGCCAUGCCCUGAUGGCGACAUGUCCGCCGCCCACAUAUAUUGCCACGACAACGAACGAGCAAGUGUACCCGCACAAGACAUACGACCUGCCUCACGCCAACCUUACGACGCUUCUCAACCUCAGCCGACAGCUGGUCACUGAAGGACAGAUCACGCCCAUCAUGGCGCUUCAGUGCCUCAAAAACCACGAGCUGUACCGCAACCUGACCCGGGACGAUAUCAAGAUCAUCAUCGAGACCCUCAACACCAAAGUCCGCUGCUACGGGUUCGGGGCCGUGGUGGAAGACUUCGAGCUGAUGGACUGCCUGAGUAGUGUGCUCGGGUCCAAGGUCGAUCGCGGCCUGUCGCACGCGGGAGAUGAGAUGAUGUAUUCGUGAGCUGGUUGGCGGCGGAGUUUUGAGCGAUUUAUUGUGUUUUGGAUGCGGGUCCUGGCGAGGUGUAAAUAAAAGCUCUGGGAGCAACGGUUUUCUUUGGGAUCUAACCGCCAGACAGCGACUGGCCGUCUAGCUUUGUUGAUG